Anolis carolinensis (green anole) is the source of this 2962-nucleotide messenger RNA. RefSeq names its product UDP-galactose-4-epimerase (gene gale). The record is from RefSeq and is a predicted model, not a curated record. Gene Ontology annotation, cellular component: cytosol. NCBI's taxonomy places the organism in Eukaryota, Metazoa, Chordata, Lepidosauria, Squamata, Anolidae. Gene Ontology annotation, molecular function: UDP-glucose 4-epimerase activity. Gene Ontology annotation, biological process: beta-D-galactose catabolic process via UDP-galactose, Leloir pathway. The transcript has 12 exons. The coding region runs from base 421 to 1464 and encodes 347 amino acids.
CCAGGUAAAGGAUAUUCAAAUUUUAUAUAUAAAGUAUGCGCAAACUUGGGCCCUACAGGUGUUUUCGACUGCAACUCCCACAAUAACAAUAGAAACAAAAAGCGAAAGCAACUGGUGGUGGUUUGGAUUAUUUUUGCUCCUCGCAGGAUUCCGUAGCGCAAGGGGGUGUGGCCAAAGUGACACGUUUCCAAGUAGGCGCAGAAUGCGUACCGCCGCGCCACGGUCUGGGGGCGUGGCCAAGGCCCUUAAAAGGGGCGUGGCGGAAGGGGAUGUUCUUAAAGGGGCCGCGCGGCAGAAUGAGGCCACAUUGCCAAGGCGGAGCCGGUGGGGCUGCAGGUAAGCCAGCCAGCCAAGCAGGACUUGUCGGAAUGGCUCUCAGAUCCUGGAAGGUGUGCCGUUGCUGAUGUGGCCAAUGGGACCAUGGCCAAAGAAAUCCUGGUGACGGGCGGAGCCGGAUACAUAGGCAGCCACUGUGUGCUGGAGUUGGUCGAGGCUGGCUUUGCCCCCGUGGUCAUCGACAACUUCCACAAUGCCAUUCGAGGGAGCAACACGGUUCCCGAGAGCAUUUGGCGGGUGGAAGAAAUCGUCGGGAAAAAGAUCCCAUUCCAUGAGCUGGACAUUCUUGACGAGACGGGCCUCCAGAACCUGUUCAAGAAGCAUCGCUUCUCGGCAGUGAUACACUUUGCGGGUCUCAAAGCUGUGGGAGAGUCGGUCCAAAUGCCGCUGGAAUACUACAAGGUGAAUCUGACUGGGACCAUCCGGCUGCUGGAGACUAUGAAAGUGCACGGAGUCAAGAACUUGGUGUUCAGCAGUUCGGCCACCGUCUAUGGAGACCCGGCCUACCUCCCCCUUGACGAAAAGCACCCAGUUGGAGGCUGUACCAACCCUUACGGCAAAUCCAAGUAUUUCAUUGAAGAGAUGAUCCGAGACUUGUGCAAGGCAGAGCCCGACUGGAAUGCUGUCCUCUUGCGGUACUUCAACCCCAUCGGAGCUCACAAAUCAGGAAAAAUUGGAGAGGACCCCCAAGGGAUUCCAAACAACCUGAUGCCUUAUGUUGCCCAGGUGGCUGUGGGACGCAGAGACUACCUGAACGUAUUUGGGAAUGACUACAGUACAGUGGAUGGGACAGGCGUUCGGGAUUACAUCCAUGUGGUGGAUCUUGCCAAGGGACACAUCGCAGCAUUGAAGAAGCUCAAGGAGAAUUGUGGCUGCAAGAUCUACAACCUGGGGACAGGUACUGGCUACUCAGUCCUGCAGAUGGUGAAAGCCAUGGAAAAGGCGUCAGGAAAGGAGAUAAAGUACAAGAUCAUCGCACGGCGGGAAGGAGACAUUGCCUCCUGCUUUGCAAACCCAGCCCUGGCAGAAGAGGAACUGGGCUGGAAAGCGGUCUUCGACCUGGACAGAAUGUGUGAGGAUUUGUGGAGGUGGCAGUCACAGAACCCCUCAGGCUUCAGCAAGAACUAGCCCCGGGAAGAGGGUGUCCGCUCCUAAGUUAGCACAGCCCUCGCUGCGCCAGUGCCAGGCCAAGGACUGGGUAGCUUCUCACUCAGGGAAGGCCAUUGCUCCUGCUUUUGUCCCUCUGUCACUCCCUCCCUUUUGUAUGAUUGAUAUGCAGCUGACAGGUGGAACCAAUAGCCCUCCUGCAUUGUCCAUUCCCCUCAUUUUCCUGACAGCCAGGUUCGUACAGGACAAGGACCAAAGUGUAAAUGAAAAAUGACAGUAGGACAGCCCUGUAUGGCAUCCUUUGUAGACCAAGGUUUUAUGACGGUUACUAUUUGGAACCCAACUUCCACAGCUGGUUCUUUAUCAUUUGCAGCUCUGAGAUGGAAAUAGCUUAGUUGGAAGCUCAGCUACUAAAAUGGGGACUGGGAGAUGCUGACUGUAGGCUGGGUAGACUGUUGCAGCUUGGGCCUCGACCCUUUAUCAUUACCCUUUCAGUUUCCUGUUUCUAAAUUAUUAAUAAGUAAAAUGACAGUGGGAGAGAAGUACAUCCAACUCCUCAUGGAGUUGGAAAGCAGCUGAAAGUCCUGCUAGAAUCCUAAAGGGGCAAAGGCUGAAUAAAAUCCCACAUUUUCUGCUUUGAACUGGAAUAUAUGACAGUGUGGACUCCAAUAACAUAGUUCAAAGCAGAUAUUGUGGGAUUGUUUGCCUCAAUAUUCUGGAUUAUAUGGCUGUGUAGAAGGGCCCUCAAAUGGACUUGGGUUAAAUAUUUGAAACAAGGUACCUUAACCUUGCCCUUUAGCUAGUAAUGUGGGCUGAAAUUCUACACAGCGGUCUAUGUUUUGUAACUUUAUGAACCUGUAGAUAGAAGCAGAAAUGCAAUAAAACUCUACUAAUGAACUGCAAAGAUCACAGAACUCUAGAUAAGGAAGAGACCCCAAGGGUCUCUUCCUGCCUGACAGGAACCCAUAAGCAAAGUACAGUACUCCCAAAAGAUGGCCCUCUAGCCUGCUUAAAAUUUCCACCAAAUUCCAGAUGUACAUCCAGGCACUGGCAAGGGUUUCCCAAUCUGCAUCGGGAGUUUAUGAUGCACCCCAAAAAUUCCCACCCAGUGCCUGGAUGCAUAGGAAGCACUCUACUGGCUACCAUUGUGCAAUGGACUUUGCUGUCUCCAGGUAAAUAUAAAUGUUGCAAAACUAUUCAGGUCCAAUCCCAACCAUCUAAGUCUACCUAUCAAGAGACAAGUCUCAUGCUGAAUUCCAGCCAUUAUUAUUUCCUUCAUUAAAACGAAGACCGACAACCUUGGACAAUGAAGCUGCUCUUUCUGGAAUGGGCAGGUUUUCAAAUGAAUUGGAAGGACCCUUGGGGAACUGCAAGAAAACAAGGAGAGUAUGGUACUGGACCUUCCAAAUUUCCCAAAAAUCAAAUUCAUCACCUAGUUCUAUAGUAAACCUCAAGGUCAGAAGCAUUUCGGUCCCCUCCUCCAAUUAUGAAACAUUUUAUUAAAUCAUUUACUUUCUAA